AUGCCUGGAUUGCCUGGACAGCAGACCUGGACUCAUGCGGCGGCGCCGCAUGAUCGAGGUUUUGCAAAAAGGAGCGAUUUUAUUGUAGCCGUUGCUACAUACGGGAAGCUGCGCACCCAGGAGUCAUGUGCUCGCUGCAGGCUUAUGAGAGAUGUGGUUGGCUUUCGGAGGAGACUAAACCUACUGAUUGGACAAGCUCAGGAGAGGUUCAUAACUGCUCUAGACACAGCGCUGAAUGCUGUGGCCGCAGACACGUUUCUGAUCGCCAACCAGGAGUCACAUACCGCCUUUGAGGCUUCUCGGGAAGCGUUCGAAACUAUCCAAGAAGCCCAUGAGGUUUGGGUACGACUGGACGCCAUCGACGCACUCAAAGUACAAUUGGCUUUGCCGGUACUGAUCCGCGCGUAUGAGCACUCUUCUGAAGUUACUGAUCGCACGAUUCGUACUUGGGACGUCAUCGCCACUCGACUGGCCGCGCCAGUGGGCGUAAACAAUGCCUAUCCCAACGUCCAACUUCUUCUCUCUUUGACAAAGUCGUCUCACUUUUUGCUAGAUUGGGUUGUUCCGUGUUUGAUCCAUGAACUUUCAGUAGCUGGCUACCAGGAACAGUCUAGAAUUCUCAACGGACACCCUUGCCAACCUUCAGUUCUCAACGAACAUCUUUGCCAACCUCCAGUUCUCAACGGACACCCUUGCCAACCUUCAGUUCUCAACGGAUACCCUUGCCGACCUCCAGCUCUCAACGGACACCUUUGCCAUCGUCCAGUUCUCAACGGACACCUUUGCCAUCCUUCAGUUCUCAACGAACAUCUUUGCCAACCUCCAGUUCUCAACGGACACCUUUGCCAUCAGGCCAUGUCCAAGCAUCUUCUGCUCUCCUUCCUGAGUCCUUACGGCCCCGUAAACUCGCUCCUCACCCCUCUCAGCCCUCUAUAUCUUCCUCCUCUCGACAGCCCAACCCCAACCACCCCCGCAGACGCUCCGCGACGCCUCCAACCGACCCUCACAAGCCAGCCAACCGACGUUACCGAGAAGGGUUGUAGCGCCAGAGUGCACCAGCCUCGAGGCCGAAAGUGCGCAACUCAUUUGAAGAACAAGGCGCGGUACAGACCCAACUCAGAAGCGGACAGGAAGAGGCGGGAGACAGAGGCUGCUGGCCGAACAGUCUGUGCGGGGUGUGAUAGGGGAGUGGCUGGGCGUGGGCCGAAGAAGUAUUGUUGGAAGUGUUUCCAUAUGAGAGGGGUCACCAGAUUGGAGAGGAACGGGUUGAAUGGUAUUUGUCCUGGGUGCCUUUAUAAGGAGUGCCCGAAUAGGCAGUUUGGUCGAGAGAAUCAUCGGCACGAAGAGCUUUAUUCGGAUAGUGAUGAGGACACCCAGGGGGGUAAUGAUGCCCCUGAGGAGGACGAUGUCGAGAACAACGAUCGAGAGAGCAAAGACGAGGAAAGCAACGAUCGGGAAAGCAGCGAAAAGGAAAACACCAAUGAGGAGCAUGCCGUCUUGGAGAGCAUCGAUAAGAAGGAUAGUGGUGAGGAGGCGGACAUUGGGAAAAGCAACAAUGAGGAGGACAACAAUGACCAAACCGACAACAAAGACGACAAUACGGAAGUAGCCAACAGAGACGAAGGAAAUGACAGUGAAGACGACAGAUGGGAGGGUUGGCAUAGGAAGUUUUGCCUACAAUCGGAGGAACAAGGAAAGGGCUACUGCUGCCGUGGUUGUCUUUGGACAGGAUGUCCAAAUAGGAAGCGUGGUCACUUUGACUUGGAUUAUAAUGUAUGGGAAGUCUUUCCGGACCGCGGCUAUGACACGGAGCAGGAGGAGGACGACGACGACGAAUACGAGAACAACGAGGAGGCUGAUGCAGACGAAGACGAGGAUGAGUACGGUGAUGAUGAUGGUGGAGACGAAGACGAGCAUGGAGAGAAUAGGUCCUAA
Molecule: messenger RNA, 1935 nt
Organism: Neurospora crassa OR74A
Lineage: Eukaryota; Fungi; Ascomycota; Sordariomycetes; Sordariales; Sordariaceae
Exons: 4
Coding region: 1-1935 (644 amino acids)
Source: RefSeq, a predicted model, not a curated record